This is a messenger RNA of Schistosoma curassoni, 810 nucleotides long. NCBI's taxonomy places the organism in Eukaryota, Metazoa, Platyhelminthes, Trematoda, Strigeidida, Schistosomatidae. The record is from the annotation of a GenBank genome assembly.
AUGUUGUCUUGUAACUUUGCAUAUUAUUCAUGGAUCUUACUUCUAUGUAGCAAUUACAUACUUAAUUCUUUUGCCGAGGACGCAACUAUUUUGUCUGAAGAAGACUCCACGCUCUUACCUUCUGUAACAAAUGAAGACGAUAGAUUCAAGGGAUCCCCAGCUGUUGGUGUCUUGGUAGCCCUUAGUAAACCUCCAUAUGGUCUUUACUCUGGACGUCGUGAAAUAAACUUGCCCGUCGGAAAAAUCUCAUCCCUUGUGGCUUCCUUGGCUAAUACCAACCCGACAAACGGUGAACAAUUUAAACUAGAUUUUAUAGAAGGAGCACUUCACUAUCCUAUGUACUAUGACUAUCACAUUCAGAACUUUACCAAGCAACGCCUCCAUGAGACAUUAGAGCCCGGUCAAGAGACUUCCCUUUAUUACAGAUUCAAACCCGCUCCUGAAUUAGCUGGUCGAUCUUUUGACCUGUCUAUUGUUGUCUACUAUCAUGACAAUAAUGACAUUUAUUAUGCUCAUAAGUUAUUUAAUCAAACUGUUAACUUGUUUGAAAUCGAAGAAGGUGUAGACACUGAAUUGAUUUUCUUGGUUAUCUUAGUAAUUGCCUUGAGUAUAGCAAUUCUAAUUGGUAUCUGGCACUGGUUCACCUCAAUCGCUCAAAAACGACAGCCAGCCAAAAAGUCUUCAAAAGUGGUCGAAAAUGAUGGUGAAAAUACAGUCGAGAACGAAUACCUGGCACUAAUAAAAAGCAAGCCUCAAAUUAAAAAAGAUCGCUCUGACCAAAUAAUUCGUCGGCACCAGGGUAGACGCUAA